This is a messenger RNA of Xenia sp. Carnegie-2017, 501 nucleotides long. RefSeq names its product spermatid-specific protein T2-like. The transcript has 3 exons. The record is from RefSeq and is a predicted model, not a curated record. The coding region runs from base 22 to 351 and encodes 109 amino acids. Lineage: Eukaryota; Metazoa; Cnidaria; Anthozoa; Malacalcyonacea; Xeniidae.
GACGAGUGAAAUAUUCAAACCAUGAAGAUAACUUAUCUUCUCUUUGCUUUCGGGUUGCUUUGUACUGUUGCUUACGCAGCCACAAUUCAAGACGAUGAAAACUUUGAAAAUGCAGUUCUGAACGAAUCUGAUGAAGAAACCUCUCCAGAGGAUAACAUCGAGAAAGAAUUGAAAGUAAAUAAUGAUCAAAAUGAACUGUCGGAGGAUGAUGACGAUUUGGAAGCUGAUCCAACACUAGAAAAACGCUCACCUUUUCCUUGGCGUAGACGUCGUCGUCGUCGUCAUUACCGUCGUCGUCGUAACCGUCGUCGUCGUAACCGUCGUCGUCGUAACCGUCGCCGUCGUAACUGAUAAGCUAAUGGAUGAAUGAACUGUGGAUACCGUUGGAAGACCGAAGACUAACCAUUAUUGAGGAACAUUCAGUGAUUAUAUAGAUGUAGUUUAAAUAGAGACUCUUGUAUGAGUUGCAUGUAGAAAAAAUAAUAAAUGAUGCAAUAAAAA